AUGACUCGUCCAGCAUUGAUGUGUCGCAACGCUGCCACUGGCAAAAUUGGCUCCCUCUCUCAUAAGUGCCAGGAGUGCGGUAAGCAGGCCACGUCCGAAUGUCUCAAGAAGGGGCACGUCGCGUACUGCAGUGCUCCCAAGAACAACAAAGCCGGGUUCUGUGGCAUCCGCUUCAACGUCAAGAGUAGAGGAGGUUGUAUGGAGCAUCCGUAUCAUGAGGGCUUCAACCGGGAAAUCGUGAAGGAGCGUCGAGCUAAGGAUCCAGACUUCAAGACUGACUAUGAGCUUGAGAUGGACGCCAAGACCAGGGCUGAAGAGAAAGCCGCUGCCGAGGAAGUUGAGGAGCGUCUGUACAACACGGACUGGUCUAAACCCCAGUUUCACGCCAAGGCCACGCCAAAGCAGAAAAUGAACAACAAGCAGGGUAAGAAGCAGCCAUUGGCUAAGCAUAUCGCCCAGUUGCAGAGGUGCACUAGGGCUUCAAAGCGCUAG
This is a messenger RNA of Trematosphaeria pertusa, 492 nucleotides long. RefSeq lists its product as uncharacterized. The record is from RefSeq and is a predicted model, not a curated record. NCBI's taxonomy places the organism in Eukaryota, Fungi, Ascomycota, Dothideomycetes, Pleosporales, Trematosphaeriaceae. Bases 1 to 492 code for a protein of 163 amino acids. The transcript has a single exon.